Messenger RNA from Cynara cardunculus var. scolymus (artichoke), 2117 nucleotides. RefSeq names its product AUGMIN subunit 3. The record is from RefSeq and is a predicted model, not a curated record. Gene Ontology annotation, cellular component: mitotic spindle; HAUS complex; centrosome. Bases 138 to 1991 code for a protein of 617 amino acids. The transcript has 18 exons. Lineage: Eukaryota; Viridiplantae; Streptophyta; Magnoliopsida; Asterales; Asteraceae. Gene Ontology annotation, biological process: centrosome cycle; spindle assembly.
ACUUUCUCAUCCCAACCAUAUUUUCAAUCGGAGAAUGUUCCGGCCAUAGCUACCUUCUGAUCUGCAGUCUUCAUCAUCUUUCGGACUCCAAUUGUUGAUAAUUUGCCAUUUCAUUAACUGAAAACAGGAAGCAGCAGAUGAGUGGGGCGAGACUGUGUUCAUUAUUGGGGGAAUUGGGGUACGAAGGUCACGGGGCACUUGAUCCAGACAGCUUUGAAUGGCCUUUUCAGUAUGAAGAUGCUCGCCCUAUACUUGAUUGGCUCUGCUCCAGCCUCCGUCCCUCUAAUGUCCUAUCUGCCUCUGAACUUUCCCAGUAUGAACAAUUUAUACAAGAUGGCAAGCUUUUGGAGGGAGAAGACCUAGAUUUUGCUUAUGAAAGCAUUUCAGCCUUUUCAACAAGGAGAGACAAUCAGGAGGCAGUGUUUGGAGCUGAAGAAGGACUAAAAGACAUACGGGAUUCUACUUUAGCUUAUAAAGCAGAAGCUCUGGAGCUGCAGAGACAACUUGGGCAUCUACAGUCUCAGUAUGACAUGCUCAGUACACAGUCUUCGGCUUUGAUUCAAGGGAAAAGGGCAAGAGUUGCAUCAACAUCUACUGUCAAUGGACUACUAAAUACCAUAGAUGAUAGUCUUUCAGCAAGAAAUUUAGAGAUGAAUGCAGUUCUUGGACGGCUUGCUUCUACAGCGCAAGAGUUGGCUCACUUUCAUUCAGGGGAUGAAGAUGGCAUCUAUUUGGCAUACUCCGACUUUCAUCCAUACUUGCUUGUUGAUUCAUCUUGUAUGAAAGAGUUAAACCAAUGGUUUGUUAAGCAACUAGACACGGGUCCUUACCACUUGGUGGCAGAGGAGGGAAAAUCCAAAUGUUCAUGGGUCAACCUUGAUGACAUCUCCAAUACCUUAGUGCGAGCGGACUCCCAAAAAUCACAACAUCAACGCGUAUCAGAAUUGCAAAGGCUUCGCUCCAUAUUUGGAACUAGUGAAAGACAGUGGGUAGAAGCUCAAGUUGAGAAUGCAAAGCAGCAAGCUAUUUUGCUGGCACUUAAAGGUCAAGUGACUUCAGAUGAAGCUCACAUUCACCUCGAUCUUCAUUCACUUAGGAGAAAGCAUGUUGAAUUGGUUGGAGAGCUUUCAAAUCUACAUAACAAAGAGGAGAAGUUGUUAUCUGAGACUAUUCCUGAUCUAUGUUGGGAGCUGGCUCAGCUACAAGACACAUACAUUCUGCAAGGUGAUUAUGAUUUAAAGGUUAUGCGGCAAGAAUAUUAUAUUCAACGUCAGAAAGCGUUCAUAAGUCAUCUCAUUAACCAGCUUGCAAGGCAUCAGUUUUUAAAAUUAGCAUGCCAAUUUGAAAAGAAGACAAUGCUUGGAGCAUAUUCAUUACUCAAAGUUAUCGAAUCCGAGCUGCAAGGUUACCUAUCAGCAACCAAAGGACGAGUGGGCCGUUGCAUGGCAUUAAUUCAAGCAGCAUCCGAUGUACAAGAACAAGGAGCAGUUGAUGACCGAGAUACAUUUUUGCAUGGUGUCAGAGAUCUUUUGAGCAUCCAUUCAAAUGUUCAAGGUGGUUUGUCGACAUAUGUAUCGGCACCGGGAUUGGUGCAGCAGAUAUCCAGCCUUCAAUCAGACCUGACGGCCUUGCAAUCCGAUUUAGAUAAUUCUCUUCCAGAAGAUAGAAGUAGAUGCAUCAAUGAGUUGUGCACUUUUAUCCAAAGUUUGCAACAGCUACUAUUUGCAUCCUCCACCACUGCACAGCCAAUUUUGACACCCCGGACUCUAAUGAAAGAGCUAGAUGAGAUGGAAAAGGUGAAUGCUCGGCUGUCUGCUGCAGUAGAAGAAGUAACACUCGAGCACUGCAAGAAGAAUGAGAUUGUAAAGCAUCAUUCACAAGAAAUGGGACUUCAAAGGCAGGUUUUUGUGGAUUUCUUCUGCAAUCCUGAUCGUUUGAGAAAUCAAGUGAGGGAACUAACAGCGCGAGUCAGGGCUUUACAAGCAUCAUAAUUCCCUAUUCAUUUGUGAAUACAUAGACACCAAAGGAAGGGGUUUCUUAUGUAAAAGAUGAUGGCAUUUCUGUGAUGUUAGCUGCAUGUAUUGUCCAUUAUUCUAAUGCAACUUCACCUUUCGUGC